Molecule: messenger RNA, 999 nt
Organism: Microstroma glucosiphilum
Lineage: Eukaryota; Fungi; Basidiomycota; Exobasidiomycetes; Microstromatales; Microstromataceae
Product: LexA/Signal peptidase
Exons: 2
Coding region: 1-999 (332 amino acids)
Cellular component (GO): mitochondrial inner membrane peptidase complex; membrane
Molecular function (GO): serine-type endopeptidase activity
Source: RefSeq, a predicted model, not a curated record
AUGCCCCUCCUCUCUCGCUUUCCCCGCUCCCGCCCCCGGCUGCAGCAUCUCCUCCGUCGUCCCUCUUCGCAAGACUUUCAGCGCCUCCGUCGUAUCCUCCUCGGCACCGUCCAAGUCAUAGCCAUAAGUUACCUCGCCACUAUCCACAUUGGCGAAGCCGGCAUGUGCACUGGCCCCUCGAUGCUCCCUACGCUCGCGGCAGAUACGGGAUUGCUAUUCUAUGUCAGGCUGCCCUUCUUGCAAGUCUACAGGGAGGCAGUGGGGAAAUUGCCCUGGUCGAAGAGUGAAACAGGGGACUCCUAUGCCUCUUCAGAAGGCUUCACCCUCUCUUCAUCCAAAUCCCUCUCGCGGAGAACAUGCAAUCUGCCCCUCUCCAUAGGAGACAUUGUCGUCUCUGCCGGUCCCCAUGAUCCACAGAAACAAGUCUGUAAACGCAUACUGGGCUUACCUGGAGAUCGAGUCUUGGUGGAUCCUAGACCGGGAGAGAAGAGGAGGAUGACGAGGGCUGGGAUGAGGAUAUUUGAAGAGGAGAAGGGGCGAGGUGCAGGUGCCAGUAGCAGUAGCAGGAGCAGUAGACUGUCACCCUUGCCAGUGAUAGAAACCGCCCGGAGCGUUACUCAGGCGAGCGUAGCCUUACCCAGCACAGCAAGCCAAGAAGACACCGGAGACGAGGAAGAGGACGAAGACGGCUACUUUACCGUUCCACCAGGUCACGUUUGGCUCGCCGGUGACAAUUUACACAACUCUACAGAUUCGCGCGAUUAUGGACCUGUGCCGAUGGGUUGUCUUCGAGGAAAAGUCAUUGCUAGACUCUACCCAAAUCCUACCAUCUUCCGCAGCACAACAACUCCCACCCCGUUAGAUCGGGAACCCGUGUCGGGCCUACUGAACUGGCUGCCCAUGGCUCCCCUUCCGCCGGAGGACUUAGCAGAGCACCAAGAAGCAGGUAGAGUCGUAAGCGGAAGCGGAAGGGGCAGCGACAGCCUUAGUCUAGACUAG